UCUUCCGAUGCAGUCCGGGCUGAAAACAGUUGUUGGCAGAUGUGGGAAAAUGUUCGAUAAGUGCAGAGGUACGAUCCUGUCGGCGCUGGCAGUCGUGUGUAUCAACUUCACGGGAUCCAGGGCAUUCGACGUUUACUGGAACAUCCCGACGUUCAUGUGCAACCAGUAUCAGAUGGACUUCUCCGGUGUGGGGCUAGCCUACGGUGUGAAUCAGAACGGCAACGAUUCGUUCCGGGGCAACGUCAUCUCCAUCCUGUACGAUCCGGGAAAGUUUCCGGCCCUGCUGGAGAAAAGUUCCACCCGGGUGCUGUACAAGCGAAACGGAGGCGUCCCCCAGGAGGGCAAUUUGACCGAGCAUCUGGAAAUUUUCCGAGCCCAUGUCAGUGAGCUGGUAACAGAUGCCAACUUUUCCGGAGUGGGUUGCAUUGAUUUCGAAUCAUGGCGACCUAUUUUCCGGCAGAACUUCGGCUCGCUGCAACCCUACAAGGACCUAUCGAUGAAGAUCGAACGGGAAAGGCAUCCCAACUGGCCGGAAAAAUGGCUCGAGGCGGAGGCAACUAAACGAUUCGAAGCAACAGGCCAGGACUUCAUGGCUCGUACCUUGGUGCUGGCGAAGCAGCUGCGACCCCGGGCGGCCUGGGGCUAUUACGCCUUUCCGUAUUGUUUCAACAUGAACGGAGGAGCUAACCACCAGCAGCGGGAGGACUGCUCGCCGGAAGUACAACGGGAAAAUGACCGAAUUCAGUGGCUGUUUGACGGUUCGGACGUAAUCUUUCCGUCGGUGUAUCUCCGGGAAAAGCUCAACCCCGGCGACCGGCAGAAGCUGGUGCGCGGUCGGGUGAAGGAAGCCCUAAGGGUUGCCCGCCGGGCGAAGGCGCAACCCAAGCCCCGAGUGCUGACGUACAUUCGGUACGUCUACACGGACAGCAUCAACUACUUGACGGAGUCGGACUGGAUCAAUGCCCUGCACGCAAUGAAGCAGUUUGGAUCUGACGGAGUCAUUCUAUGGGGUAGUUCAUACGAUCUCAAUUCAAGACAAAAAUGUACAAAUUUCAAAACUUAUUUGGACAACACCCUAGGUCCAAUCCUGCAAUCCCUCCAGCAGCGAUACUUCGUCGAAGCUCUGAAAAUAAAUGAGGAUCUCCAAACAUGAAAGCACAGGUCGAAUAGAGAGAGAGAAAAAAACCAACAGCAACAGUAUUCCGCCAGUCGAAAAAAUUACCUACGCCGAAUGUGAUCAUGCCAAUUCCAAUCACCAAAUGUAUAGUCUAUAAGUCACCUAGGGUUAAUGCAAACGUUCAACUUUAUUUAUUAGCAGCAGGCAUCUUUAAAAUAAAAUUUCGCGUGAGUGACUUUGA
This is a messenger RNA of Sabethes cyaneus, 1358 nucleotides long. Its product is annotated as hyaluronidase Tab y 2.0101-like. Gene Ontology annotation, molecular function: hyalurononglucosaminidase activity. The transcript has 7 exons. Bases 8 to 1153 code for a protein of 381 amino acids. The record is from RefSeq and is a predicted model, not a curated record. Gene Ontology annotation, biological process: defense response; carbohydrate metabolic process; hyaluronan catabolic process. NCBI's taxonomy places the organism in Eukaryota, Metazoa, Arthropoda, Insecta, Diptera, Culicidae.